UGGAAGGACAUUGCUGUCAUCCAGAAUAAACUUCCUGGGUGGUUCCGCGGCCGCGGCGCAGGAGCGGAGCGGGGCGGUGCUGGCGGCGAUGGGCCUGGGCGGCGCGAGCAGGCGGUUCUAGCUGAUGCCCAGGCUUCCUUGUAAUGAUGCCAUCACGUACAAACCUGACUGCUGGGAUUCCCAGUAGCAAAGUCAAAUAUUCCAAGCUCGCCAGCACUGACGAUGGAUAUAUUGACCUGCAGUUCAAGAAGAGCCCACCAAAAAUCCCCUACAAGGCAAUUGCACUGGCUGUUGUGCUCUUCAUGAUCGGGACCUUCCUCAUUAUCAUCGGAGCCCUCCUCCUGGCGGGAUACAUCAGCAAAGGUGGAGCGGACCGUGCCAUCCCCGUGCUCAUCAUUGGGAUCCUUGUGUUUCUCCCAGGCUUCUACCACCUGCGCAUCGCAUACUACGCUUCCAAAGGCUACCGGGGCUAUUCCUACGACGAUAUCCCAGAUUUUGAUGAUUGAACAAUGUAUUUAAUCGCGUUAUAAUUAGAUUGGCGGUAAGAGCUGUUAGUUACCCUGGCUAUCAGAGGGGGCCUGUAAGAUAAGUAUUAUUGGUCACAAGAUGCGAGUUCCCAGUUUUGAGGUGUGGCGGGUUUUUCACUUGGUGGGGGCUCGAACACAGAGUUGACCCGAAGGGUUGCAACACAAGGUGGGAAAAAACAUGAUUUAUGGUAUUUUGACUCUUUUGGUUACCUAAUGUUGGUUGCUUAUAAAAAAGUUCCUCUUGGGCAAGGCAGUUCUAGCAAUUUUCCAAAAAUAGAUGAGCCGGUUGCAACAUCAAAGAUACUUGUUUUUUGUAACUUUUUAUAGAGUUUAUUUUUGUUUUCGGUGACGUUGUGGUUAUCGGUGGGUUUACCUUUGCAGACAAACACCAUAGUUAAAUUCUCCUUUGGCUUUCUGCUCAUCAGCAAUGCUUCCAAUCUUCUUGUCCUGUGCUUGUCUGGAGUAACGGCAGUCGGAAUGGGCACGAGAGGGGAGGAAGCUGCACUUGCGUGAAAGGAUUUACACGUCGUGCAUUUGCUACACAACUCCUCCUGUCAGACUGACCAACCUUACUUACUUGGCAAACACGCUCUUCCGAAGCAAGCUUUUCCCCAUGCUGCUGUUACUGUUAAUUUUGGCAAAACCAGUUUAUCCUUUAACAGGGCUGUUGUUGGAUUUUGCUUAUUAUUUUAAACAAACCAAAUGGAUGCGGGGAGAAGCGUUGGAAUCCGGACCAGGACCCAAGUGUCCAAAUACCAAAACUCUUGGUUUUGACUAGUGUGGAUAUUGGAGACACUUGAAUUCCACUGUAUUUAUGUAUAUUUGGAAUCAUUUUGUGCUUGUCUAAAUAAUAUGCUGUGCAUAACUCCCUAGAACGGUAAAAAGAAAAUUUCUGUAUAGUUUGUACUGAAUAAACCCCCGUUUGUAUUGUUUUGCUAGCUUCAGUGAUAUGUUAUUCAGGGAAACCAAACUGGCAGCUCUUGUUUUAUGCAAAGUAAAAACAGUCUUGACUCCUGAAGUGGGAAUGAACUCGGCAUCCCAGAGGGCAAGUAUGCGGCGAGUAGUGAUGCAAGUACGUGUAUUUAGUAUGAAUAAACUUCACUAUAGUCUGUGUACAAGUCAUAA
Falco peregrinus (peregrine falcon) is the source of this 1652-nucleotide messenger RNA. RefSeq names its product transmembrane protein 230 (gene TMEM230). The transcript is spliced from 4 exons. Bases 144 to 506 code for a protein of 120 amino acids. The record is from RefSeq and is a predicted model, not a curated record. Gene Ontology annotation, biological process: synaptic vesicle transport. Gene Ontology annotation, cellular component: synaptic vesicle; endomembrane system. NCBI's taxonomy places the organism in Eukaryota, Metazoa, Chordata, Aves, Falconiformes, Falconidae.